GGUAUGUUUCAUAACUUAAGUAUUUAUGAACAGUGUAUAACGUAGAGUAAAAUAUAACCAAACAAUGUGCAAUUCGUUCAAUCGCGUAUGCAUUAUCGACAGAUUUCAGGCAAAUGUUUGUUUGUUUUUCAUAUGGAUAAAUUGUAAAUAAUAACUAAAGAGGGUUUCCCGUGACACAUACGCCGUACUUAGCAACUGCAUCAAGACAUCUAUAUCAAGAUGUCGAUGCCACACAGCAGUUCCAGUACGACAAGUUCUAGUACAAAACGCAAGGAAAUAUACAAAUACCAAGCACCAUGGCCACUUUACUCCAUGAACUGGUCGGUACGGCCAGACAAAAGAUUCCGCUUAGCCUUAGGCAGCUUUGUGGAAGAAUAUAAUAAUAAGGUGCAAAUCAUAUCACUAGAUGAAGAGACAAGCGAGUUUGGCCCGAAAUCCACAUUUGACCAUCCAUACCCCACCACUAAGAUCAUGUGGAUUCCAGACAGCAAGGGGCAAUAUCCAGACCUUCUGGCUACUAGUGGUGACUAUCUCAGAAUAUGGCGCGCAGGAGAACCCUACACUCUCUUUGAAUGUGUCCUGAAUAACAACAAAAACUCUGAUUUCUGUGCCCCACUUACCUCUUUUGAUUGGAAUGAGGUUGAUCCAAACCUCAUUGGGACAAGCAGCAUUGACACCACAUGCACUAUAUGGGGGCUGGAAACGGGACAGGUGCUGGGAAGAGUUAAUGAGGUGUCGGGGCAUGUGAAGACACAGUUGAUAGCUCAUGACAAGGAAGUAUACGACAUCGCGUUCAGCCGCGCGGGCGGCGGGCGCGACAUGUUCGCGUCGGUAGGCGCCGACGGCUCCGUACGCAUGUUCGACCUGCGCCACCUCGAGCACUCCACCAUUAUAUACGAGGACCCACAGCACACGCCGCUGCUGCGGCUGGCGUGGAACAAGCAGGACCCGAACUACCUGGCCACGGUGGCCAUGGACGCGUGCGAGGUCAUCAUCCUGGACGUGCGCGUGCCGUGCACGCCCGUAGCGCGCCUCAACAACCACCGCGCAUGCGUCAACGGCAUCGCGUGGGCGCCGCACAGCUCAUGCCACAUCUGCACGGCGGGCGACGACCACCAGGCGCUGAUCUGGGACAUCCAGCAGAUGCCGCGCGCCAUCGAGGACCCCAUCCUGGCCUACACGGCGGCCGAGGGCGAGGUCAACCAGAUCCAGUGGGGCGCCACGCAGCCUGACUGGAUCGCCAUCUGCUACAACCGCCACGCCGAGAUACUCCGCGUCUAGAUACUCCGCCCCUACGUCGCCAAUGGUUUCGAGCAAAAUGGAAAAACACGUCUAACGAUAACAUUUCAGUAGCGUUGCUGAAUUUGACGCUAGUUCUGAUAGUGUUUUGGGUCAUAAUACAUCAUUCGUUGUGUGCGCCACUGAAGCUGUGUAGCGGCAAUAGACCAUGUAAGUUCACUUUUAGUUCUACCACCACGUACUUCGAUAACGCCUAGCUCCUCGCUUACCUUGUAAGCAUCUUUAUCCCUUCUUUUGACAAAAAGGCCAGCAGAAUUUGCGACGAUUUGGAUUUGUGGUAUAUGAUAGUAAGGCUCAGGACGUGUUUUAUGUAAAUGCAUUCAAGAGCAGCGGUAAUUACUUUGUACACUAUUGUCUUGCAAAAUGUACGUAAUCUGAUUGCUCUUAACACAUUCAGGGCCAGCGACUCAGCUUAUGGGUCAUGGUCAAAUAGUUUCGCACGGCCAGUGACUCGCAUGUGAGUCCUAAACAUAAACGAAACGUAAUUUGACGUAACAACGUAAGUAUCAUAUAAGCAAACAACCAUUUUUAUGAGGUAUAUUAGGAAAAAAAUUAUAAACACGUUUUUUUUAAAGCAAAAUAGGGUCUGAAAAAUCCAUAUUUCAAAGAUACCAGAAAAAUAUAUACGUAUAUUUCAGAAGUUAUUGACAUGGCUAUUGGUCGCCGUGGCCUGGCGCUACUUGUAAAAACUAAAAAUAUUUCAGGCUAAAAUAAAUUUUUGGCUAGUUUUUCAAGCUUAUUUCAUGUUAAAGCUUUUGUUUGAUACUGUACCAUUUUACAACCGAUUAUUGUUUGGAUGAUGGCAAGCAACAUUUAUCAAAUCGUAGAAUAAUAAUAUUUUGUUUUGUAUGAGGGGUAAACCGGGUAAGGUAAACCGGGAGGAAAUUCUCGCACUCUACUUUUAUGUCAUAAUAUUUGGAGAUCUGCACCGCCGCAUAUAACACUAGGCCCUACUCAUAGUGUUGUGUUCCUGCUGGUGAGUAAGGUUGCCAGAGCUCAACGAGGGUGUGGAGUGUUAGGGUCGGCAACGCGCAUGUAACUCCUCUGGAGUUGCAGGUGUACAUAAACUACGGAGACUGCUUACCAUCAGGCGGGCCGUAUGCUUGUUUGCCACCGACUUAUUAUUAAAAAAAUGUAUUAAGUAAUAAAAUCAAAAAAAAACAUUUAUAUGAGACAACACUGUUACAGAGGGUCCAUAUGUUACAAAAAAAAACUAAAUCUAUAACCUAAGCCUAUACUUUAAAAUAAAUGGCCUCUUUAGCCCCCUCCCUCCCUGCCCGCCUCUCCGAUUAAGUUGUACAUGCAGAUCAGUGAACCGGGCAAGGACGGCAGAGUCCAGCCUAUCUGCUAUCAUCUUUAGGAUCCCGUUUCCGCUCGCCAACAUUCGCCGUACAUUGGACGCCAAUUUUUUCCGCAUUGCAUAAAAAUCAUCAACCGCUGCGUCAACGAAUAUUCCCGAAGCGCUACAAAAGCAGGGGAGCCGAAACAGGGCCCUAAAGACAUUAUUAUAUUGCACUCUCAAUGCGUUAUACGCUCUCUGACUAAAGUGUACCCAUAAACCACUUGUAUAAAGUGUAUAUAUAUAGUAGGUAUUUUACAUAUAUGCAAAUUACCUACAGUACUAAAGUAAAAAUGAUAUUAAGAUUCUUUUUUUUUUUCGUUUCAAUAUAAAACAAGGUAGUUGAAACAGUCACCAUCCAUCUUGGUGGUUUCUGUUUCUACGGUAGAUUAGUAAGUAAGUACUAUAAUACAUUUUAAGUGCUCUACUGUUACUAUUUUAAUGACGUUUACCGAAACAAAGAUAAUGACCGACCAGUUGUAAGCUUAUAGGACGCAUUUGGACAAUAAACAAUGAACAAUGAAUGCAUCUGCAAUGAAUGGUAUUAUCUUUCAUAUCAUAUUUUUCACAAGAGUUCAAGGAGUGAUUCAUUGCAUCCAUAAUUAAUAUGUAGUUCCCAUAUUACUCCAAAAUACAUCUCUAAUAGGAGUAUUAGAGUCAGACCAAGAUAAGUUGGCAACGAUUCUAUUAGCCCAGCCUGUGCAAGUGUUAAAUAAACGUCAUAAUUUCAUAGAAGUUUGACGUUUAAAAUAACACAGAUAAAAAAGAUAUCUUAAUUCAAAACGCAAAACUCUCUUGCGCACGGUUGCUUAGAUAAAAUAAUAAAUUGCUUAGUCCAAUAAAUAUGUCUACGUAAUUUUUUAAAGGAGAAUAAAAAUUAUUUAGUUUUAUCUUUACACAUUUUUAAAGCGAAUGGUAGUGAUUAGAGUUAAUAUUAAUUAUAAAAAAAAACGUCUUAGCAAGAGACACAGCAUGCUCUUAAAAAACGGUUUUAUCUUGAGUAACUCUUCCUCAAACCAAAAAUAUUACCCAAUUCCAAAGAAGAAGAACCAAAAUUUUCCUUUAAGACUUUUAAGUUUUUAGGCAAGAGCGAUUAAUUCUUGGUUUAAUGUUUUCAAUAUACAGUCAAGAGCUAAGCUAUUUUAAAUAACCGGCCAAGAGCAUGUCGGGCCACGCUCAGUGUAGGGUUCCGUAGUUACUCUUCCGUCACAAUAAGCUAAACUGGAGCUUAAAGUAUAGUAAAUUGUUAACCAAGGGAUGAAACGGUACCUUUCACCCGAGUUAAACAAAAAGGCAAAUUUGCAUAAUCAGUACCUAAUUAAAGUAAGUCUUUUUACUAUGAAGGGAAAACUUUUUGCGAUAACUCAAAAACAGCGAAACUGAUCAUGACCGCUAUAGUUUUCAUUUAAUGUCUUUCUUAAGCUCUACUUCCACGAUUUUUUUCAUAUUUUUUGGACCUAUGGUUCAAAAGUUAGAGGGGGGGGGGGACACAUUUUUUAUUAUGAUUAUCUCCGAAUAUAUUCACUUUAUCAAAAAAUGUUUCUUGAAAACCCCUAUUAGUUUUGAAAGACCUUUCCAACGAUACCCCGCACUCUAGGGUUGAAGCGAAAAAAAAAAUCACCCCCACUUUACGUGUAGGGGAGGUACCCUAAAAAAAAUUAAAUUUUUAGAUUUCAUUGUACGACUUUGUCGGCUUUAUUGAUUUAUAUAUCCAUGCCAAAUUUCAGCUUUCUAGCACUAACGACCACGGAGCAACGACAGACAGACAGACAGACAGACGGACAUGGCGAAACUAUAAGGGUUCCGUUUUAUGCCAUUUGGCUACGGAACCCUAAAAAGAAGCACCAAAACUUUGGUUUGAAACUUUUAAGUUUUUAUACAAGAUACAUUAAUUGUUGGUUUGAUGUUUGCAACCUACAGUCAAGAGCCAAAUCUAUUUCAAUGAAGAAGCACCAAAAUUUUGCUUUGAGACUUAAGUUUUUACGCACGAGCGAUUAAUUCUUGGUUUGAUGUUGUCAAUAUACAGUCAAGAGCCAAAGCUAUUUUAAAGAAAAAGCACCAAAAUUUUGGUUUGAGACUUUUACAUAAAAUAGUAUCAAUAUAUUUGACGAAGAGGACAAAAGCGCUGGUGGCCUAGCGGUAAGAGCGUAUGACUUGCAAUCCGGAGGUCGCGGGUUCAAACCCUCUUACCAAUCGCGGGUUCGUACCAAUGAGUUUUUCGGAACUUAUGUACGAACAUUUGAUAUUCACCAGUCGCUUUACCAUGAAGGAAAACAUCGUGAGGUAACCGUGCUAAUCCCAAUAAGGCCAGGUUUAACCCUCUGGGUUGAAAGGUCAGAUGACAGUCGCUUUCGCAAAAACUAGUGCCUACGCCAAUUCUCGGGAUUAGUUUCCAAGCGGACCCCAGGCUCCCAUGAGCCGUGGCAAAAUGCCGGGACAACGCGAGGAAGAAGAAGAAGAUGAAGAGGAUUAUUGAAAACAAAGAUUUCAACGAAUGACGGAAAUCAUGUUGGUUUAAGAAAAUUAAUUCUUUAUUCAAGACAUACUAAACUUGGCGCUAAAAGAUUUCAGCUCUAGAUAUAAAUAAUAUCAUAUUUCACAUUGAGUAACGUACUCUUGAACCAAUACUUUUUCAUUGUUUUUAUGGAGAAAUAUAAUUCUCAAUUCAAUUAUGAGUAUCUAACCCCAAGAAACAAAGUUUCUUGGCACAAGUUCUUUAAGUAUUGCACUAAGACACUUAAGCUAGACUUUCGUGGCUAGCGGCCGAUGCGACAGCCGCGUGCGGCCGACCCUCGCAACAGUCGCGCGCGGCCGACGCGCGCGGCCGAUGCAGAGCUCCAGACUUUCAUGGGUUGCGGCCGAUGCGUCAGUCGCGCGCGGCCACUGGCAUUGGUGUGUGUCCGUCCAGUGCAGUUUUGUGAGAUCUUCAAUGGCUUCUAAAAAAUAUAUUUUGCUAGCGAUGCUAGAAGAAGAAGAGGAUGACGAUUUGUUAUUGUUACAUUAUUUCAAGCAAAGAAGUCAAAUUGAUCCAAUUUUCAGGAACAGAAAUGAUGAAGGAUUUUAUCGUAUUUUGAUAGAGAGACACUUAAAAUCUGAUGAAGAGAAAUUCAGGAAGUUUUGUCGAUUCAAUAAAAUGCAAUUUAAUUUUGUUGUGUCUUUAAUAGAUGACGAAAUCAAACCAAAAACAUAAAAAAAAAAACAAUCUGUCCCGAAGAUAAGUUAUAAUCCUUUGAAGAAAGGUCGUAUAAAAAAGUGUGCUGCGCUACCAAAUUGAUAAGAAUUUCUUCUUCUUGCAAAGAAAGAUGCAAUGUUCGCCAUUUUUGUCACGCGUCACACACAGACCAACCGAACACGCCCGCGCGCGGCUUGCGACUGUCGCUACUGACGCGAGCCGCGCGCGACUCGAGCCGCUACCCUCGAAAGUGGCGCCAUUAGUUUCAUACUGAUUAUUACUGACGCGCGGCAGAUACGACUGCCGCGAGCGUCAGCCGCGCGGGCCGCUAGCCCCGCUAGCCACGAAAGUCUAGCUUUAGGUUCAAUAUAAAAAAUACAAUACUUAAAACAAAAAAAAAACGCUCUUGGUGAGAAUAAUGAGCUUUUUAAAAAAAAACUUUUUAUAGCUCGGAUAGAGAAUUUAAUUUUUUGGCUUAAAUAAUAAACUUUGAAAUAUUUUAUAUCUUGACGCAAGAAUGUUAUUGUUUCCUUAUAUAGGAAACACAAAAUGUCUUGACACAAGAGUAUUUACUUGGCUGGAGAACUAUUUUUUUUCUGUGAACACUUGCACUGUUUGGGAAGCCGAAAUCGUUGCCAACUUAUCUGGGUCUGGCUCUAGAAAUGUAUUUUGGAGUAAUAUGGGAAAUAUUAUUUAGUCACGAUUUAUUCGUUGGCGACUUUAUACUUCUCCUGUGAUGUUUAGUGAUUUCGUAUUCAUACCUUGGCUAUGGAUUACCGGAAUUUGAACUCGUCUAACCUGACCAACUGGACCCCGAACCUGCUUCACCCGAACAACCUUCUUGAACGAAUUUCUACGAAAUUAUGACGUUUACUUAACACUUGCACAGGCUGGGCUAUCAAAUCGCUGCCAACUUAGCUUGGUCUGACUCAAAAAGCUUGUAUAAAUUAAAAAAUGUUCACUCCUAAAAAACUGCAAUUAUUAUUUUUUUGGCAAAGAAGUGGUUAGUAAACAUGGUGCAUAAUGUUGUUCAACAGUGGCUUCAUAAGGGCGAUUUAUUUACCGUGCACACCAGGCUCGAGACCCGUAAGCUGAGUCAUACGUUUUAGCUAAAAUAGUACAUUACGAUACAAGUGCGAAAAAUAAGAAAAUUCGAAACGAGUGGCGAUAAAUUAAAACACGACCGAAGGGAGUGUUUUAAAUCGACAAGAGUUGCGAAUUACCUAUUCGCACAUGUAUCGUACAACGUUUUACAGUACAUAUGGCCCUUUAAAUGUUCGACACAGUAACGUAAUAUGCUAAUUUUCGCACUAGUGCGGUAAAAUAGCACCAUAUGUACUGUAAACGGUUUUUAUCGUGGCUCGGCGUAUUGAGUACGCCCAUGGCACUCGUGGCCAUUAAUGGGUUAACUGUACAUAUUAUUGCUCACAUAUGUAGGCAAGCUCAUUUAUUUAUAGUGCAAUAUUGUAAAUACCAGCGUUCCUGUUUCUGAGGUUUAUCAUAAUCAUGUCUGCUUACUUCCUUGUUGUAUAUUAAACAUGAUGAUUGUAUUUUUUAAUAUCAUUAGCGGGACGACAAAAUUGUUUUGUUUAUUUGUAAAUAUUACGGAUGUAAUGCUAUUUAUACUUCCAUUACUUCCAUAAAAAGGGAAAGGAAGCCCAACAGCGAGAUGUAUAAUGAGCGUGUACUAGUGUGAAGUCGUCACAAGAUCCAAACAACCUAGAUGUAAGUAGUAGCUGUAAAAUUGACCGAAUUUUUUACUAAUGUAUUUAUUUUUACGUAAUCUCAGACAAAGCUGAUGGCCACCGUGAAUCCGUUAACGCGUAACUAAAAUUGCAUUGUUUUUUAUUAUUGCGAUACUUGCGAUAGUGAAAAGUUAGGAACAAAAACCCGACCAAGAGCGUGUCGGGUCACGCUCAGUGUAGGGUUCCGUAUUUGCCCGUCCGUUACAACACCCCAUCAUGUGAACCGCAUGACGUUAGGUCUUUCAAUAAUCUCCCUCGUAUAGUGAUGGACUGGUCUAAUUAACUGUUCCCUACACUGAGCGUGGCCGUUUUUUUUUUAUAACCUGGUAACUUCCAGAAUCCAAACUUAAGAAUUCAUAUAACUAUAUCACCAUGGCAUUAAGUAUCGUAGCAAUACAAAAAAUGCAAUUUUAUUUACGCGUUAACGGAUUAACUGCCUAGCUCUGAUUUCAGAAAUGAGCGAAGCGUGAGAUGGUUUGUUUAUCCUCCUGCGGUGUCCUCUGAUAGACACUUCCUCGUAAAAACCAGUUUAAUAAUCUUUCAAAUCUUAAAGGUGAAAACUGUAUGGUCUGAAGCCUAUAGACAAGACUUUCUAACACUUAUAUAGACUGUAGAUGUUUGAUAUAUAAGGUGAUACAUAUAAUAAUUCGGUCUGAAUCAUGGAAAUGACAGUAUGCAUUUAAAUUUAAUUUAAAUAAGGUCCCUGCCCUGAACCAAAUUAAUUCCAAAAUUGUAAGAUUGUUGUGUCAGUGUGUGUCUACAGAUAGUUUUCUAGACAUCGUAUCUCCUUCAAAAAACGGAAUAUUUGGAAUAUGUGUGAGGUAACAGACUCCUGUAGGCGUAGCGCAGUGGUGCCGCAAUAAUAUCUCGUCCGAGAGAUAGACUACCUGUCCUUUUCUAACUGUAUUAAUUAGAGAGGGACGGGUGUGUCGCGGACGAGACAUUUUCGCGGCGUUCCUGCGCUAAGCAUAGUGACUAACCUUGUGUUCCAGGUGUUUUAUAGAGUUUUUAAAAAGUUGAUAUAACCUUCCAUAAUAAUGGAACAAAAGUGACUGUUUAUAAAUAGCGAUUUUUAUUUACUGAGUCGUAAUUAUCGCUAUAUGUAAAACACUUUUGUGAAGGGUUUUUGAAAUGUGAUUAUUUUUAUAAAGGUCGCCUGUGAUGAUGUACGCCUGCAACAAUACUUAUUAAAAUGCAGUGGAGUUUACAUAUUAUCACACGCAAUCUAUCUCUAGCUGGGUAUUAGUAAAUUAUUGACUUUAUGCACUAAAGUGAGUAAGUUAAUAAUAAACAGAACAGAAUUAUUGUAUUAUUUAUAUUCAAAUAGUUUAAGAUUUCUUACAUAUUAAAUAAAUUAUUUGAUAGUACCUAAA
Messenger RNA from Cydia pomonella (codling moth), 8928 nucleotides. It is a transcript of the gene wap, whose product is annotated as DDB1- and CUL4-associated factor 7. The record is from RefSeq and is a predicted model, not a curated record. The transcript has 8 exons. Gene Ontology annotation, molecular function: protein binding. Gene Ontology annotation, cellular component: nucleus. The coding region runs from base 220 to 1281 and encodes 353 amino acids. Lineage: Eukaryota; Metazoa; Arthropoda; Insecta; Lepidoptera; Tortricidae.